ACUUAUAGCGCGAACCGUAUCCACAAAUCCUCGAUCUUAUCUUCUUUCGUGGUCUUCCCCAAAAUUUUCAACGUAAUCCUUUUUGUUUCGUUUUACUUCGAUUUCUUGAUUAAUGUUUCAAUUAAGCUGUAGAUCCAUCUAAUUCACGUUCUCUUCUUUCUAUUGAUACCAAUUUUUUUAUAUUUCCCCUUUGUCAACAUAGAUCUAGGGUUAGGGUUAUCGAUCUCCUCACAAUUCACAAACCGUAUAAUUUCGUGAUCCAUCGUUUUCUUCUGCUAUUUAAUCGGUUUUUCGUGAAUAUCCCCUUUAUUUUUCAUGUUAAUUUCAUGUUUUUUCGUACUCGAUUGAGAUCUAGGGUUCUUAUUUUCCGAUCUAUCCAAGGACUUUCCAGAUCUAUAAAUUAACAAAGGGGUUUCUCUUGAUUUGUAUAUAUUUUGUCGAUUCUUAACUAUUCCACUCUUGAUUUGGAGAUUAGGGUUAGGGCUUUUCCUUAUUUGGGGAUUUUCGAUUUUGUUUUCCAGCUUAAGCUCCUGAAAUGCCUAAGAUCCGUAUUUUAUAUUGUUUGAAUCUUGUGGUGACGUUCUGGUUUGGUUCCAUCCUUUGUGCAGUUGGCCUGUAACAUUAUCUGAGCUUGUCCCAUAAAGAGAUUUGUGAAAGAUGGGAUUCAAACGCCCUUUCGAUGAUGAGAUGUUUCAUGAGCUCCCGUUCAAACAUUCUAGACAGCUUGGCUUUAGCGAUAAGUCGAUGCAGUUUGAAGAGUUUAUUCCACGACAUGCAGUUCCGCAGAAACCUCUUUCCACGGUGAAUGAGGGAGAUCUUUCAAACCCUCAAGGAGGUGAAACCUGUGAUGAAGAGUCCAAUUUUGCUUACUAUGGUUUUGACGUGGAUGGUUGUUUCGAUCGGGUCAUGAAAGAUUGCGAGGGAAGCGAAGCAGAUCACUCUCCUCAUUUUGCAAAGUAUUCUGAGCUUGGUCUUGUACCUCCAAGACCAUGUUCUCCUGUUGAGACUCUGUAUUCGUUCCUCUUGGAUCAGCCUGCUAGAAAACAAGUGCCCAUUGGACCAGAUCAUCAAGCAAAAAUCCCUGAAUGGGAAGGUAGCCAUGGGAGCCUAGAAGCUUCAGACACGUCGAAGCUAUCCGGUACAUGUGUCGUACCCAUGUCGGCUUUGGAUACGCCUGCAAAUACGGAUGACAUCGUAGGGAAAGGAAGAGAGUUCUGUGUCUGCCAAGAUAGGGGUUCCAUAAGGUGUGUGCGCCAGCACGUCAAAGAAGCUAGAGAAGAGAUGGUCAAGGUGCUUGGAUUUGAGAAGUUCAGAGACCUGGGUUUCUGUGAAAUGGGAGAUGUGGUUGCACAGAGAUGGAGCGACGAAGAUGCAAUACUUUUCCACGAGGUUGUUUAUUCCAACCCCGUGACGUUAGGUCGGAACUUUUGGAACCACUUGGAAGCUGCAUUCUUUUCUCGAACCAAGCACGAGAUUGUUAGCUUCUACUUCAACGUCUUUGUCCUCAGACGAAGGGCCACCCAGAACAGGUCAUUGAUAUUGGACAUUGAUAGUGAUGAUGAUGAAUGGCAUGGAGGUUAUGGAGGCUCUUUGGGGACUCAAUAUGUCGAGGAAGAUGAAGAAGAGGAAGAAGACUCUGCUAUUGAAUCUCCUCUUCAUCAAGGUACUGACAAAUUUAACGAGAAAGUGCAUCCGUUCCAUCAAGAAGAAGGUGAAGAAGAUGUCAGCGUUAGUGACAAUGAUGAUGUGGAUACCAGAGAAGGUGGUGCUGAACAUGUGGAUAGAUAUUCGGGGUGAAAUGAGGAGAGAUUAAAAGUGGAAGAUGACUCAUAUACGACCUUUGAGCUUGCACAUGAUGCAUUGAACUCUGCAUGGACGAACUGUACAAAGAAAGACGAAACAGGUGUUGGUGAACAUCAGAGGAAGUCGAAGGAAUGUAGUGAUACGAAAGUUCCAACAAAUGGCAAAGAUCUUCAACCAACAAGGAGCAUUAUGGAGGAGAUAUUUGGUCAUGGAUCAUGGGGAAGCAAGUAAGAAACAUCACUCUCAAGUCUCAAGUCUCAAGUCUCAAGUCUCAACAACUUGCAGAGUGCUAAGAGAGCUUUUUUGGGUUAUGGGGUCCUCCAAAUGUUAGAGAGAGAGAGUUUUUAGAAAAUGGAUUUAUGGUGUGGAACCUUGUGAAUGGGCCUCAUGUUUCAGUUUUCUUGGGACUCUCUUGUCUGGAAAUCGUUUAUUACCUAGAAUGUCAGAAUCUCUCUGAUUUGCACUUAGGAUUUUUAUCUCCCUCUGUUACUUUUAAAUUAAUGUUGUACAGGAAGAAGUGUGAAGGCAAAGUGUGUCUUUCCCUUUUUUUUUUA
Molecule: messenger RNA, 2357 nt
Organism: Raphanus sativus (radish)
Lineage: Eukaryota; Viridiplantae; Streptophyta; Magnoliopsida; Brassicales; Brassicaceae
Exons: 3
Coding region: 658-1797 (379 amino acids)
Source: RefSeq, a predicted model, not a curated record